Molecule: messenger RNA, 2161 nt
Organism: Sclerotinia trifoliorum
Lineage: Eukaryota; Fungi; Ascomycota; Leotiomycetes; Helotiales; Sclerotiniaceae
Source: the annotation of a GenBank genome assembly
AUGCCUUCCGACCAGCUUCAAUUUAUCAACACAAAUUCUGGCAUAUUGGGUGCAACAAACAACGCUCUUGCUAUGCCACACAUUUCUGGGAUGCAAGCACCACUGCAAGAACUUCGGGCACUGGAUUCUUACAUUGAUGUUGAUUUUGCUCAGCUUUUCGGUUCUUCUGUGUCUAUCUCUGAUGACAAAUCUGAAAUUAAAUGGCCAAUUGAUAAGCCUAGGUCGCCUUUUGGUGACGGACAUGAGAUUAAUUCUGAUACAUUCGUGGAGAAUGAAGUUAUUAUUGAUGAUGAGGAAGAGAUUGAUCCUCUUACCAUUAUCAGAAAACCAUAUGUGCUGACACCAGAAUCAUCACUUUCCGGUUCCAGUUCUAGAUCUAGCUCUACGUCUGCCAGUACGACUCCAAGUCUGAAUAUGGAUAACGCAGCCCAAACUGUAGUCAUCUCUAGCAGUGGACAUAAAAAAGUCACAUCUGACAGUACAAUAGUUCCAGAUAUCGACGAUCUUCAGCACCUACGGAAAAGAGAUACCUGCAACCAGAGUGACAAAACUACCAGACCCAGCACCCCUCUCGCAAAUCCAAUAAUCCACAUUCCCACAACCCGCAUUGAACUUCGAGCACUCUACGAAAAGUUCCCCGAUAUCUGUCCUAGCAUUCCCGCUCCCCCACCCGCUUUCUUCAACAGAGUAUUCAACCAGAAAACUUAUCUCGAAAGCGUACGAUCACCACCAACCUCACCGCGUAAAUACGGCCAACCAGAUUCCCAUCGUCUCGCCGAAUCUUUUGCUUCCAGAACACCUCUUCCCAUAAAAGUAAACAUGCAUCCCAGAGUCAUAAAAGAGAAUCUGCGAGAAUGGUACCAAAUGGAAGGAUUCAUGGCCAAAUGUCGACGCGACGAGGAACUAAACCCGUAUCCACAUUUAAAUCUGAAUUCGGGAUGGAAUCGCGCACGAGUACAGGGAGAACAAUGGCAUGAUAAUUUUAAUCCGUGGCAGAAACCUAAUAAGAAGAUUCUGGACGUGGUACAGCUGCAGGAGCAAUUUGCGAGGUUUUCGUGGAGCGCGCAGGUCGAUGCGAUUGUAGUUGAUGGUUGGGUAUUGAAUGGAGUUUUUGGGAGGAUUUUUGAGGGUGUGGAUUCGGAGAGGGAGAGAAUGGAGGGAUGUGGUUUGAAGAGGGUCCCUGGGGCUUGGUGGGGGAGAAAGAAGAGGAUUUUUUAUGAUAUGAUGGGGAGGGGGUUUAGGGAGGAGCUUUUCAUUAGGAAUUGUUUGAUUUGGGAUCGGGUGAAGGUUUGGGCUUCGGAGGGUAUUGGUGGGGAAUAUGGGAAAUUGAAGCGGAAAAUUGAUGUAGUAGAGGAAAUGGCUAUCGAAGCAAAUGAUGUGAAAGAGACGCAGAUUCAGGAACCUCGCGCAAAGAAGCUCAAAAAACAUCGACGAAUCGCACAAGUAAUGAGCGCAGCAUGGCGCUCCAGGAGGCGAGAUCAGGAAAAGAAAGCAGGGCGAUGGACUGAUGGGACUCCGUUGCAAAAUCGCAUGUGGUUGGAAUUUCACUGGGUGUUGGAUGCGCCGGAUUAUCAUGAUCGACGGUUUUUCGAUACGAGAGAUUGGCCCCGCGUUUUUGCCGAAAGGGGUUGGUCUGGUGUUACGAAGUAUCGCGUUUGGACGGAGUUUUAUCAUGGUUGGGGUCCGUUGCAGAGUUGGUUGUUUAGGUAUACGCUUGCGGUGCAGAGACAGUAUAGGGUUUUUAGGGAGGGGCAGAUACAGAUACAGAGGGAGAGGGAGGGGGAGGGGAAGGGGAAGGGGCAGCUGAGGAGGCAGUUGGAGUGGGUGGGUGGGAACGGGGAUGGGAAUAGGGAUGGGGUGGUGGAUUCGAGGUAUGGGUAUGUUGGGUACUAUGGAUGAAAUGACGGAUUUGUGGUGACUGGAUUGGGAUAUGAUAUUUUUGAGUUUAUGGAGGAUUUGAAAUCUCCUGGGUAAUUCGAUGAUUAGAUUAUGUCUGAUCAUUUGGGGCGUUGAAAUAUUAUGGGAUCUUCAAUGUGCGGGGCCAAUAUACAAACAAUCUUGAGUUUCUCAUGAAGUAGACAAUGGGGCGUUGGAAAUGCGGAGUAUUUUAUAGUUUGGAACAGUUGAGGAUUUGCGUGGUGUGAAAUUUCAGGAGGGCUAA